Messenger RNA from Drosophila grimshawi, 1310 nucleotides. It is a transcript of the gene GstT4, whose product is annotated as glutathione S-transferase theta-3. The record is from RefSeq and is a predicted model, not a curated record. Gene Ontology annotation, biological process: glutathione metabolic process. Gene Ontology annotation, cellular component: cytoplasm. The coding region runs from base 249 to 968 and encodes 239 amino acids. Gene Ontology annotation, molecular function: glutathione transferase activity. The transcript has 4 exons. NCBI's taxonomy places the organism in Eukaryota, Metazoa, Arthropoda, Insecta, Diptera, Drosophilidae.
UUCGGCGACGCUUUCAGCUCAGUCUAAAAGCAGCACUCAGAGCGAUCGAACAGAAGGCAACUGUCCUUGUUACUAAGUCUAGUUGCAGUCGAUUGUUUUUGUUAUUAUUAUUGUGAUAUUGUUGUCAUUGUUUUUGAUUGCAAUACCGAUUAAUUUGAUUUGAUUUCCCGUUUUGUGGAAAUAAAAACAAUAUCGUAAAACUUCAACAAAAUUAAUUAAGUUCAAAACGGUGGACAAACGAGAACAAAAUGACGCAACCGUUGAAAUUCUAUUUUGAUUUGCUGAAUCAAUCCAGCCGCGCCCUCUACAUAUUUCUGGAGGCAUCCAAAAUCCCAUUCGAGGCGAUACCUAUUUCAAUGGUCAAAGGUGAGCAUUUGACGGGCGAGUUUCGAGACAAUGUAAAUCGCUUCCGCAAGCUGCCCGCGAUCACCGAUCACGGCUAUCAGCUAUCGGAGAGUGCGGCCAUCUUCCGUCAUCUGGCGAGGGAGAAGCUUGUUCCAGAGCACUGGUAUCCGCGCCGUCAUCUGGGUCGCAGUCGCACCGAUGAGUAUCUCGCCUGGCAGCAAUCAAACAUGACGGUGGCCACCACUGAUUACUUCCAGCAAAAGUGGCUGGUGCCUUACCUGCAGAAAACCCGGCCAUCCGAAAGUGCGGUUAAUGUGGCCGGCAAACAGGUUGAGCACACGCUGAAUGACUUUGAGCAACUGUUCCUGAAUUCGCGCAAGUUUAUACUUGGCAAUAACAUCUCCUAUGCGGAUCUGAGUGCCAUCUGUGAAGUUGAUCAGACCAAAGCAAUCGGCUUCGGCGCCUUCAAGAAUCGCAACAAACUAGCCGACUGGUAUAAGUCAGUGGCCGAGGAGCUGGGUCCCUAUUAUAAGAGUGUCCAAAAAGAGUUCAACGCCAAGUUGAAACUUAACAAUGGGCAGCAGCAACAGGGCGAGGCGCAGGCGCAUGCUUUGAAGCAGUAAACAGUUCUUGUCCAACUCCGAUCCAAUUUGUAUUUAUUUUGAUAUCUUGUUUUUUUUUUUUAUUUUUUAUUUUUUGUAAUUUUAUUUUAUUAUUUGUUGUAACAUUUUUUUUUUAUUAUUAUUUUGACGCACCUCACUUAAAUGGAAAAUGUUUUAAUAGAAUUUUCGCUGAUGGGCGCAAACUAAGCUGUUAGUUAUUAAAUGUGUAAAAACUUAAACAACAAAAUAUUUGUAUGUACAAAUAUAUAAAAACCUAAACAACAAGAUAUAUAUAUAUAUAUGUAUCUAUAUAUAUAAAUAUGUUAAAACUUAUAUUAAAAAUAUCACAUAAUAAUCCGAAAA